Molecule: messenger RNA, 2505 nt
Organism: Closterium sp. Naga37s-1
Lineage: Eukaryota; Viridiplantae; Streptophyta; Zygnematophyceae; Desmidiales; Closteriaceae
Source: the annotation of a GenBank genome assembly
AUGGGAGCGCGCGUACCGCCUGGCCGAGUCGUUCAGCGAGCCACCCGCAACAAUCUCGCUGCCGCCAGGGGUGCCGCGCGCGCCGCACCUAGAGGACUGCAGCGCGCGGACCGGCUCGCGCCUAGCGCUGGAGAGGCGCGGGCCGCGGGGAGAGUCGCCCGCGUGGGCACGAGCGCGACUUCCCCAACCCCCGUGGGUACGUCUCGGCGCGGGGUGGCGGGGGAGGCAGCGCAGCAAACAGUGCAACAGCGCAUUGUGCGCGGGUCGGACGCGGGCAAUCUGGGCGGCACGCGGGAGGCGCAGAGGGACCUGUGGGAGCACCAGUUCCCGCCACACCAAUGCCGCGGCCGCCGCCUGCUGCUGGUGCGGUGGCUGGACAUGAGGGGGCACGGGCUGGGCUCGCAGCUCCACGUCAUCGGGUCCGUGCUGAGCGUGGCCAUGCUCUUCAACCGCACGCUCGUCAUCGUGCCAGGCAGCUUCCCGCAGGCGGACCACAGCGAGUGCCAGGGGGCGCAGCGCGGGUCGCUCGACUGCUACUUCUUCGCGCUCACCUCCACCCACUGCCGCAAGACCGCCAUGCGCGCUUAUAAAGAGUACACGGCGAAGCGGGGGCUGGAGGGGCGCAUGCCGAUGGGGUGGUUGAAGCAGCGGCGGUCCCCGUGGUGGCUCUGGGUCGCCAUGCAGCGCCGCCGCCUCGUUGCUGCGCGCACCACGGCCCGUGCUGCGAUCGCUGGACUGGUGCACGGGGGGAUAGAGAGCGUUGUGAGCAGGGCGGAUGGGGGGAGCAGGGGGAAUGGGGAAGAGAGGGAGGAUGAGUGGGAGGCGGAGAGCGGUGCAGUGCGGUGGUGCGGAUUUGAUACGAAGCGCACGCUGGAGUCGGAGGCGGUGGUGGUGUUUGGGUGCAGCCCCCUGCUGCCCGCCUGGGCUGGCCGCCGCUACCUCCUGCACCUGCGCGGUGCUGCUGCCCAGUACGCACCCACCCCCAUGCUGCUCCACUUCCUGCAUUGUAGUCUCUACCGCAGCGUGCUGCUAUGCGCUCGCCAUUCCUCACUCUUUGUCGGCAAUUCUCCACCUUCCCUCACCCCUCUGCACCGCAUCGCCAUGCAUACCUCCCUCGCCGUGCCACGUGACCGCGUGCUGCACGGGGGUGCCAGGCUGUGGGGGGGCGCGUACAGGGAGCGCACGGUGACCAGCGAGGUCAGCGGCCAGCUCGUGCGCAGCAACACCACGGUGCUCAAGGUGCGCAGCAACACCACGGUGCUCAAGGUGCGCAGCAACACCACGGUGCUCAAGGUGCGCAGCAACACCACGGUGCUCAAGGUGCGCAGCAACACCACGGUGCUCAAGGUGCGCAGCAACACCACGGUGCUCAAGGUGCGCAGCAACACCACGGUGCUCAAGGUGCGCAGCAACACCACGGUGCUCAAGGUGCGCAGCAACACCACGGUGCUCAAGGUGCGCAGCAACACCACGGUGCUCAAGGUGCGCAGCAACACCACGGUGCUCAAGGUGCGCAGCAACACCACGGUGCUCAAGGUGCGCAGCAACACCAUGUGCACUUCAACCAUUUGCAGGCGGCGCUUCAAGUGUCUCUCCCCAUCCAUCGUACCUCUUUCCACUGUGAAAGCCGCCCUGCAACUCUCUUGUCCCACCCCCCCUUCCCCUGUGCAGGUGCAGUGGUGGCGGGCACAAGCGCUGCGCUUCAUGCUGCGCUGGCCCUCGCCGUACCUCUGCCAUCUACUCAACCGCCACCGCCACCGCGCCUACGGCAUGCACGUGGCGCGCGGCACAGCAGGCGCACUGCAGCGGCAGCAGCACGUGCUGAGCGUGGCGGCUCGGCUGGCCAGCAGCCUGGGGGAGGACCUGCGCGGGCACCUGCUGGCAGAGGCUGUGGGCGCGUGGGCGGGGGGCGUGGUGCAGGCGGACGCCUCGCAGGUGGCGCCGCCGGUGGCAGAGCCUGGCAGCACGGCUGCUGCGCUGCAAGCACGCUCACUGCUGCUCUCCUUGCACGAGCCUGCUGCUGCUGUUGCUGCUGGCGAUGGCGAUGGUGGGGGGGGAGUGGGGGGGGAGGUGUACAUGCCGCGGCCGAUAGUGAGUGUGCACGUGCGGCAGGGCGACAAGGGGCGUGAGAUGCGGCUCUUCUCCUUCCCCUCCUUCGUCUUCCUCGCCAAUCGCCUGCGCCGCCUCGACCCCGCCCUGCACAACGUGUGGCUCAGCACUGAGAUGGAGGGUGUGGUGAAGAGGUCGUCCCGCUUUGGCAACUGGAACUUCUUUUAUUCCAAGGUGCCGCGGCAAAAGGGCAAGGAAACCAUGUCGCACUACCUUCGCCGCACUGGCAUGGCUCGUGUGGUGGGAGCCAGUUUUGCCAACCUGCUGGUGUCCUCAGAGUGUGAUUACUUUGUGGGAGUUCUGGGUUCUAACUGGAAUCGGCUUAUCAACGAGCUGAGAUUAACCAAUGGGAGGCUAUUUGCAGGCUACGUCGCUCUGAACUUUGAUGAGUGGUAG